Molecule: messenger RNA, 3012 nt
Organism: Linepithema humile (Argentine ant)
Lineage: Eukaryota; Metazoa; Arthropoda; Insecta; Hymenoptera; Formicidae
Gene: Pus1
Product: Pseudouridine synthase 1
Biological process (GO): tRNA pseudouridine synthesis; mRNA pseudouridine synthesis
Cellular component (GO): nucleus
Molecular function (GO): pseudouridine synthase activity; RNA binding
Source: RefSeq, a predicted model, not a curated record
UAUUGAAACUGUGUGAAAUUUUUGUCUCUGAAAAGACUACAGCUUUCAUUUCUUAUAACACUUAUAUAACCUACAUCUUCAAAAACAAAAUUAAAAACAUCUCUGAGAAAAGAUAAUUUGAUGACUAAGUAUGAGCUAAUGCAUCACCAUGUUUUUAACUUAAACUGGAAAUCCCCAAUGAUUACAAAAGCAAUCGCCACAAUAACGUAAAGAAUAUCUAUCUAUGCUUAAAGAAAAAUUAAUGGACAUAACUUACAAAAUAAUAAUGUAUUAAAGAAUAUAAAUUAAUACUAAAGAGAUUGCAUGAUAAUUUUAUCGAUUACGUAUUACAGGAACCGCAUUUUUUGACUUUCUACGCCAACAAUACAAAAGUUUCAGGACUUUGCGGUGAAAUAUGGAAUUUACUUUCCAAAACGCUGAACUUUACGUAAGAUUGCAUAGAUUACAUCAUAAAAACAGAUUGUCGUAUUAACAAGACUAACUAGAAAAUAUUUCUAAUUUUUAGAUUGAAGCCAGUGAAAGUAAACGUAAACAGCUUGGGUGUAAAACAUAAAAAUUCCACUUUUGACGGAUUAUUAGCUAUUAUCGCUCGCAAUGAAACCAUUGCAAUACCAAAAGUUGAAACGUUUCAUUCGCGACUAAUGGCUACUCGUUUUACGAUGCCUUAUGGACUAAACGGACAGUAUUUGUACAUUCGUCGCGAAAUGAUGCCCGACAACGAAUGGAUGAUAAAAGUUUUCUCUUGGAAAAUAUGGUGUGGCAUAUUCGUUAUGCAUAUACUACUAAGCGUAUGCACCUAUUUAACAGAAAAUAUUUCGCUACAGACUGAACAUAAAUAUCCAGCUGCGCGUUUCAGUGAACAUUUAUUUUAUAAUUUCGGAAAUCUCUGCAAUCAAAGCUAUAUUCCUCAUUCUCUUGCUAGAAGAUCAAGGAUAUUAGAAGUAUCGCUGGGUUUUUUUUGUUCUGUAAUGUAUAUGGCAUUUGGUGCUGUAUUAUUCAUUUAUAUAACAAAAAGUAUCUCUAUACCGCCAUUCGAUAGUUUCGAGUCUCUGGUGACUAAUACUAAAUAUAACGUUAUCACUAUGAAAGGUUCUAGUGGAGAAAUCGGAUUUAAGGUAAUCACUGAUAAAUCAUUUAUAAGAGCAAAAAGAGAAAGACGCUUGAUCGUAGAAUCAAAAAUUGAGGACAUGCACAGAAAGGUAUGUUCAUCUUUGCAAAGAAAAAAGUAUGCUAUAUUCCAAAGUGAAGAUGAAUAUAAAGUGACAGGACAUAUUGCAUGCAACUUAAAUCGAACUGGAAGGCCUUAUUGGAAAAUGUGGGUAGCUUCUGGCAUCGCGAGAAACUUUAAAUACAAAAGGAGUGUGGAUCUUGGAAUACUCAAAUUAAUGGAAGUUGGACUUUUGGAUGCAUUGAAGAAUCGUUAUUUAGAACCGAGAAUUAAACAAAAUUAUGAUGAUAAUUUACCGAAACCGAUUGAAAUAUAUCAAGUUUCUUUAGUAAUUGCAGUGAUAUGCUGUGGAAUGAUAAUUGCUAUUAUUGUCUUUAUAAUCGAAAAAAUCAUAUUUGUUUAUAUUAAACCUAAACAAUUUAAUUAUGUAAAAAUCAUUUAUAAAAUAGGGAUUAUAUCGCCAAUGUUGUACAGGACAAAACAUUGCUUUUUAAGCAACUCUACAAUUCGUCGGGUAAAAAUUCAAUUAGAGAAUAAUUGCUGCAGAGCUAUGUCGGUCAUAAUGGAUCCUAUAGUUGAGCCUGAUGUAAAUACAUUACUUGGAAAUAAGAGACCAAUAUUAGAUGAUAACAAUGAAAAUGAAGCUAAGGUACAAAAGACAGAAACAGAAGUAGUACAAAAAAUUAAAAGGAAAAAUCAUGCUAUGUUACUGGGUUAUCUUGGUAAAGAUUAUUAUGGCAUGCAAAGAAAUCCUGGUAUGAAAACUAUUGAGGAAGAUUUAGUCACUGCUUUGUUGAAGGCAAAUUUGAUAUCUGAGGAACAUUUUAAGGAUAUUCGUACAAUCAAUUUUCAAAGAGCUGCACGUACAGAUAAAGGAGUAUCAGCAGUUAGACAGAUUGUCUCACUGAAGCUACCGGAAAAGGCUGACAAGGCAUUAAUAAAUGAAUUUUUACCUGAUGUAAUCAGGGUAUUUGGAAUAAAGCGAGUAACAAAAGGUUUCAACAGCAAAAAUCAAUGCGAUGCACGUACCUAUAGAUAUAUCAUUCCGUCAUUUGCAUUUACAUCGGAAGAUCCAAGUUUGUUAAAAGUUGGAGAAGAAGUUAAUGAAGAAGAGAGAAUUCAACAGCUAUCAACUAUCAAUGGAAAACCAUAUACUGAUUACAGAUUAUCUCCGGAAUCUUUAGAUAGAUUGAAUUCUAUCUUGAAGCUUCUAGAAGGAACUCACAAUUUUCAUAAUUUUACGUCAAAAGUAAAACCAUUAGAUCCACGUGCACGACGCUACAUAAUUAGUUUUCGUUGCGCGGAGACAUUUGUUUCAAACGAUAUGGAAUUCACGGUGUUGGAAAUUAAAGGACAAAGCUUUAUGCUGCAUCAAAUUCGGAAAAUGGUCGCGGUUGUAGUCGCAGUUGCGAGGAAGAUUGUACCCGAAGAAAGAAUUAACGAAGCGUUCAAGACGAUGGAUAAAUUAGAUAUACCAAUUGCACCCAGCUUAGGAUUAUGUUUGUGUCAUGUACAUUAUGAUCAUUACGGUAAAAGAUAUGGAACAGAUGGUCUUCAUGAAACAUUAGACUGGAAAGAGUGCGAAGAAGAAAUAGAAAAGUUUCAGAAGAAAUACAUUUUACAAUAUAUGGUGGACACUGAGAUUUCGGAACAAACAACAUUAAAGUGGAUAGCAGGUCUUCCUUUUUAUAGCUUUAACAACAGAGAGGAACUUCCUAUUGAAGAGGACGAAAAACAAUAAACUGUGAAUUAAGCGCGUGUUUAUCGCGUGUAAAAUAGAUAGUCUUAUCUAUGUUUGAAAUAUGUUAAAAAACAUUUUAAAAAUUAAAACUUUUUAAAACUUA